AUGCCACAACAAUGCACUAGGGUCAAAAUUUACGAUCCAGAUGGCACAGAGUUCUUCUAUGAGUGCAAAAGUAAUGUUGCAUUCCAAGGACAUAUUAGGCAUUUGUUUGAAAAUCUUAUCGAGUUCUCACAGAGUUUCCAGAGUUCGACACUCAGAUUGAUAUCAGAUACCAAUGGAUUGAUCUCCUCUCACUACGGACUACAGGAAGCGAGUAGCGGACAUUGGAUUGAGGAUGUCAACGAUAGCAAAUUCCAGAAGGAAGAUAAUAUUCUUUUCUUUAAGUUACGUCCACUUAGCAGAUAUAUCUCUGACGUUGAAAGUCUAUUGCCACCACCUACCAACACAACAACAACUACUACUAUUUCACCACCAACAAACAUUAACAACAACAAUAAUAGUAAUAUUUCAACACCUAAUAGCUCAACACCAAACUCACAACCAUCGUCACUUCGUUCGCACAUUGAGAGUCAAAUUCAAACACAAUUUAAAAUGCGCACAACCACACUUGUAAAUUCGAAUUUGACAUCGACAAAUGCUACAAACAACAACACUACCACACAAAAUAACAAUAACAACAAUUCCAAAUCCAAUAAGAAAGCACUUAGAAAGGCAAUUGAAAGUUUACAUAUUCAUUUGACGUUGUUGAUGUUGAAGGAGAGAACUAGGAAUGACCAUGUCUAUAUUAGCUCUGACAAUCUCGUCAAGAUUAUCCGUAUCAUUUUCAGAUCACCUACACUCUGGGCUAUCAAUUUGCUUGUUGGUUAUCUACAGAGGAACAACUCUUUCAGUACAUCGGCAUCCAAUAUCAAUGACAAUGGUAAUACAAUACUAAAGAGUAUUACCAAUACAAUGUUGACAACAACAAUAACCACCACCACCACCGAUAUCUCACCAUCAGCAACAAUCAAUAGAACUUUCAGUAAGAGUACCGGUAGAACCAACACACUCACUUCAUCAUCUGUACAAACAUCCAAUUCAUCAUCAUCAUCAUCAAACAAUAACAAUAGUAUUAAUAAUAGUAGUAAUAGCAAUGGCAAUAGUAAUGGUAAUACAUCGAAUCAAUUUUCAAAUAGAGAUAGUUUAGGUCAUCAAGAUUCGAGUGGAAAUCAAAUUUCACUGUUCACUUUGAUCGAUCAAUCUAUAAAGACAUGCUCAUCAGAGUUUAAGAAGAACUUUUAUUUGUAUUUGAUGGAGCAGUACGAUCAACGUAGAGACAGUAUAUUGGAUACCGUCGAUGCUGCUGUAGACACCGAUGCUAACGACGACGAUGACCUGUACUUUAAUAAAGCGAUUAGAGCAUCUGCAUCCGUUCAAUCGUUAUCAUCGUCACUCCUCUCCAUACCCAAUCUACAUAGCGAGAUCAUCAUACAAACCAUCUCAAUGAUCAACAACAUCUAUUUAUUAUCACCAAAUCCUGUAAAUUAUAUCAUCAGACUACACAAAGACAAUAUCUUUAGAUCACUCUACGAGUUAAAGAUAAAAGAUAAUUUAAUAUCCGAUAGUAUUCAAUAUAAAACAUUGAGAAAAUAUUUAGUUAAUGAAUUAAAAGAUCAAUGUUUGGAAUCUAUUGAUACAGAGAGAAUUCAACAUCAGAUAUUGUUCUCUGAUUUGUGGUCAUCGACAUUGACACUCUAUCCCUAUGGUGGUUGUAGUUCCUACAAGUGGCUGUUGUUAGGUUUCCGUGGUGCCAAUCCAUCGGAUGAUUUGAACUGCACCGGUGUCAUUGCACUUCGCAAUCUCAACUACUUUGCUAAGCAACAUACAUCGUUAUUCAAUGACAAUACUCUCGUUGAUUGUCAGAUGCUAUCGAAAUCAUACCCAGUUGCAUUGGUCGGCAUAUCUUUAUCAUAUCUAUUAUCGAAAGCAUAUGGUUUUAGAUUAAACAAAGACAAUAAUAAUAAUAAUAAUGAUAGUAUCAAUAACAAUAGUGGUAGUAGUAACAGUGUAAAUGAAGAUAACAACAAUAAUAAUAAUAACAACAACAAUGACGAUGGAAAAUCAGAGAUUGUUGAAGAAGAUCCAUCUGAAAAGUGGGAUAUUGUAUUCAGUGAUUACAAUUGGCUUGAUGAAUGUUAUGUAUCUACAUUUAUACUAUUCGAAUCACUCUGGUCAUUCCAAUCGAUUAGUUACUCUGAUUUCUCAACUAUAUUAUCAACCACUGAAUCUAUAAUAACAAAAACAAUUGAAAAGAAACCUGUUAAUAGUCAAGAGUUUACAGAGUAUAUAGUUGGUUGUCUAUUAGAGUCAACAGAGGUUACCAACGCUAUCGAUGUAGUACAUAGAUUCAAUCAAUUGCUAUCGAAUGACACCUCUAUUACAGAUAUUGCAUAUUCAUGUCAUAGUUUAAUAAGAUUCUUUGGUGAAAGUCUAGAUUCUUUAACUUAUCAAUUCUUACCACCAAAUUUGGUAAAGAGUAAAUCAGAUUCAUUACAAGAGAGAAACAAUAGAAUUGAAACAUUCAUUGGUGAAUGGUUAGACUCUGAACAGGUAGACUAUGGUGAGAAGAUUAGAUUCUCUGUGCAGAUUCAAGAGUCAUUGUUGACUGCUUCACUCAAGAACAACAGCAACAACAACAACAACAACUAUGCCAAUGGUGGUGGUAUUGUCAAUAGUCCACUCAAGAAUGUUCAGAACUCACUCAAUGGUAGCGGUGGUGUAUCUCUACGAAGUAGCAACAGUAGCAACAACCAGAAUGGUAGUAAUACCAACACCGAUCCAGUAGUAGAGUCGAGAAUAAACAAACUUAACAAGUUCUUUGGUGAAAUGAUACAUCCUUCUCAACUAGGUUCAUCUACUGAUAGUUCACCUUCAGUUGUCUCUACUUCACCCAACCCACCAACAUCUACAACAUCAACAACUUUAGCAACUCUACCUCCAGCAACAACAACAACAACAAAUAAUAAGAACAAUAACAAUAAUACACAUGAUACUUCUACUACUACUACUGCUAAAAAUAACCACCAAACAAGUAAAAAUGAAUCAUUGGAAGAAGAUCAAAUCAAACCGAAAUCACCAGAGGAAAAGAGUAUUGAUAAGGUUCAAAGAUUGUUGGGUGUCGAUCUCCAAAAAGCGAAUAUCAGUUUCUCGAAAUUGCAUAAGAUGCAACAACCACCUUCGCCACCAAAUGAGCUAUUACCUGCUCAACCUAUUCAGUUGAAUCAAUCUCAACAACAACAACAACAAAAACAAUCACCUGUACCAAUAUCAUCAGUCGUCGUAUCAACAUCACCCAAAUUCAGCUUCAUCAACCUCGCCAACCUCUAA
This is a messenger RNA of Heterostelium album PN500, 3264 nucleotides long. It is a transcript of the gene elmoE, whose product is annotated as ELMO domain-containing protein. Gene Ontology annotation, cellular component: plasma membrane. The transcript has 5 exons. Lineage: Eukaryota; Evosea; Eumycetozoa; Acytosteliales; Acytosteliaceae. Gene Ontology annotation, biological process: cell motility; actin filament organization. The record is from RefSeq and is a predicted model, not a curated record. The coding region runs from base 1 to 3264 and encodes 1087 amino acids.